GUGGGCAGCUGCCAUUACCGUCCUGACGAAAGUAAACAGUUUCCAUCACACUUCUGUUACUUCAGGCUUUAGCAAGCAUUUAGCCAAGUACUGGUUAUUAGUACACCUAAAAUGGAACAACAAGUGCUGCUAGGUCUAGGCACUGGUCAACCAGAUUUCUUGGCACAUUAUAGAGCCAUAUCAAGUAAACUCAAAAAACGAUGGUUAAAGAAGCCCAACGUUGCUGAAGCUAGUGAACAGUUCCGGCAACUUGCCAAGGCUCAGGAGCAUGACUAUCCACAUUACUCGGCCUUCUCCUGCCUUGCAAUGGCCAGGUGUGAGCACACGCUGGGAAACCCUCAGGGUGAGGUGCAGGCACUAACACGUGCCGCACGAUCGUUCAUGGAUGCUGAGCGACUGCAGAAGGAGAUCGGCACACUUGGCUUCGAGGAGAACCUUGCUGCUGCAAUGAACUGCUACAGUCAUGCUAUACGGGUGCACAGUGAACACAAGCAGUUUCCACUUGCUGCUGCCCUCUGUAGGGAACUAGGAAAUGCACUUAAGGAGCUAGGGAAACCACGCGAGGCGAUCACGCACUACCAACGCGCCGCAGAGCCUUCAGAAGCAGAACCGCUCGACUGUUCUCGCGUCGCUCUGGCCUCAUGGCGGCGUGUUCCAGAUCGCGACGCCGGAGACUACGAUGGCGCCCUCGCCGUGCUCACCGAGAUGGCACAGAUCGCCGAGGACCGCGGAGGUGGCGCCGGCGGGAAGCCGAUGGGCGCGUACUCGGACAUGCUCGCGGAGUGUGAGGUGACGCGAGUGCUGCUGUUGAUGCUGCUCCGGCCGACGCCGCAGCGCACGCAACCCGCGCACUCGCGUCUGCUGGAGAAGUACGCGUGGGCGAGCGCGGAAGAUGCUGCGCCGCCGUUCCUUAGCGACGACCUCUUCCUCCUGCUGCAGUCGCUCGUGAUGGCCUGCCAAUCAAGGGAUCUCAUUGCUCUCCCACUACUACAAGCAGACCUUCAGAUGCACCUGUCCGUACAACAGAGUGGGCUACUACACAAGCUCGUAUCAGAAAUGUUGAGUCGCAGUAAGGAGUUGUUAUGAUCAAACAGUAAGUCCUCGUGGCUUGGUUGUAU
Messenger RNA from Priapulus caudatus, 1118 nucleotides. RefSeq names its product factor VIII intron 22 protein-like. The transcript has 10 exons. NCBI's taxonomy places the organism in Eukaryota, Metazoa, Priapulida, Priapulimorpha, Priapulimorphida, Priapulidae. Gene Ontology annotation, cellular component: early endosome. The record is from RefSeq and is a predicted model, not a curated record. Gene Ontology annotation, molecular function: protein binding. Gene Ontology annotation, biological process: vesicle cytoskeletal trafficking. Bases 112 to 1086 code for a protein of 324 amino acids.